Messenger RNA from Malus domestica (apple), 3166 nucleotides. Its product is annotated as zinc finger CCCH domain-containing protein 25. The record is from RefSeq and is a predicted model, not a curated record. NCBI's taxonomy places the organism in Eukaryota, Viridiplantae, Streptophyta, Magnoliopsida, Rosales, Rosaceae. Gene Ontology annotation, cellular component: precatalytic spliceosome; catalytic step 2 spliceosome; U2 snRNP. Gene Ontology annotation, molecular function: metal ion binding; RNA binding. Gene Ontology annotation, biological process: mRNA splicing, via spliceosome.
UCCGAAACAGCGUAGAACAAUGUUCUGCAAAAAUUAGGGUAUUGUUCUUCAAAAAUUAGGGUUUCAGUUCACUACCCAAAGAGAAAGAAAGCAGAAAAUCUUUGCGGAAUCAGAACUAUGAACCCACUAACCCUAGUGAAACGCAUUCAGAACAUCAAUUCCAGAGAAGCCCAAUUAGGGAUUUCAGAGGAGGCAUCGUGGCACGCCAAGUACAAAGACUCCGCCUACGUCUACGUCGGCGGCAUUCCCUUCGAUCUCACCGAAGGCGAUCUCCUCGCCGUUUUCGCACAAUACGGAGAGAUCGUGGAUGUGAAUCUUGUUCGCGAUAAGGCGACUGGGAAAUCCAAAGGGUUUGCGUUUGUGGCGUACGAGGACCAGAGGAGCACGAUUCUUGCUGUGGAUAAUUUGAACGGAGCUCAAAUUUUGGGGCGGACAAUUAGGGUUGAUCAUGUGACUAAGUACAAGAAGAAGGAGGAGGAAGAUGAAGAGGAGGCGCAGAGGAAGAGGGAGGAGCGGGGCGUUUGCCGGGCUUUCCAGAAAGGCGAAUGUACACGAGGUGAUUCGUGCAAGUUUUCACACGAUGAGCAGAGAGCUGCAAACACAGGUUGGGGUGAAAAAGACCCGAAAUGGGGGCGUGACAGUUAUGAGGGCCCAAAAAGGGGUGAUAAAAGAUCUAGCACCAUUCUGCCAAAUCGUGUUCAAGAGCCAAAAGUUCAAGAAGAGUUCAGAUCAGGUGAUAGAGAAUUGGACUCCAGAAGAAAGGGCAACGGGAGGGACUUCGAAAGUCACCCUAAGCGAAGUGGUGGGAGAGAGCAAAAGAGACUGGGAAGACAGGGGGGUGAUGAUGAAAAGUUUGAGCUUAGAUCAAGAGAUCAUGAUAGGGGGGAAGAAAAUAGAUCAAGAAGACGGAGUGAGGAUAAUGAAUUGGUGCCCAAUUCAAGAGAAAAUUGUGGCAGGAGAGAAGAACAGAGGUUGAGAAGGCACAAUGAUGAUGAAUUUCAGCCAAAGUCAAGAGAAGAUUAUGAUAGAAAGGAAGAUAAAAGACCCAGAAGGUGUGUUGAUGAUGAGGAAUUUGAGCCAAAGCUUAAGUCUAGAGAAGAUCAUGAUAGGAGGGGAGAUGAUAGAAGGGAAAAUAAGAGACUAAGAAGGCAUAGCGAUGAUGGUGAAAUUGAGCCCAAAUCUAAAGAUGAUCGUGGUAGGAGGGAAGAUGAUAGUAGGGAAGAUAAGGGACUGAGAAGGUAUGCUGGUGAUGCUGAUUUUGAUCCAAAAUCUAGAGACAAUCAUGAUAGGAUGGAUGAAAAGAGAUUGAGAAGGCACAGUGAUUAUGAAAAUCAGCCGCAGUCUAGAGAAGAUUAUGAUAGGAGGGAGGAUCGGAGGUCAAGAAGACGCAAUGACGAUGAAUUUGAUCUGAAGUCGAGAGCAGGCAAGGAUAAGAGGGAAGGAGAGAGAUCGAGAAGGGAUGGAGAUGAUGAGAUUCAGCCAAAGUCUAGAGAAGGUCGUCGUAGGAGUGAAAAGGGAGAGUGAGAAGAUGGGUUUUAUGAUAAUCUAGGCUGAGAUCAAAAGUUAGAUUAUUGAAGUGAAAAAAAGAGAAGGGCAGAAUACAAGUACCACAAAGGAAUGACUAGAAUCCUACAUGGAAAAAUAUUGAUGCAAGAGAGGGGACACGUUGAUGAACUAAUGUGUAACACCCAUCAUAAAAAAGAGAGAUAAUGAUGUAAAUCAAAUAUCGAUGCUGUUUCCAAUUUUCCAACUUUGGCAACCCUUUUGUGCAAUAAGAUCACUUCUGUUACGUGUGAGACUUGUUUCUUAGUUUUUGCAUAAGGUGAACCAUUGUAAGAAGAAUUGGCCUGGAUCGAUGGAACAUACGGAUCGGUAUGUUUCAAUUCAUUAAAAAUGCCUGCUGGUUAUUGUGCAAUUGAUUUAUAUAUAGUUAAAAAUCGCAAAACAGAAAGGCCUGCUCAAGGUGAGCAAAUACAUAGUAAAAAAACAGAGGCAGUCAACCAAGUGCUGAAAUCCAUAUUUACAGUUACAUGCCGGUUUCUUCUCCAGUCCCAGUUAAGACGAAAACAAAAUGGUAAGGGUUCUUGCUAACAACAAGAAGUAAAGAAAAUGGUGACUUGAUUCAUCAAGAAUUCUGCCUCUCUGUUGGAUCAGUUCCAAUUGAGCCAUGAGUAGUCAUCGGUGUUCCUAGUUCUUUUGGUGGUGCUUCUCCAGAACUCUUUGAUGUUCCAAGUUCUCUCGAAAAUUCUUCUUCAGAAGACAGCGGUUUUCUAAGUUCAUUUGGGAGUGCUUCCUCAGUAGGUAGUGCUGCUCGAGAAGACAUUGACUUUCCAAGUUCUUUUGGCAGUGCUUCUUCAGAAGACAUCAAAUUUCCUAGUUCUUUGGGUAGUUCUUCAGAAGACAUUGAUUUUCUAAGUUCUUUGGGCGGUGCUGCUUCAGUAGACUUUGUUAUUCCAAGUUCAUUAGAAUUCAUUGAUUUUACAAGAUCUUUGGAUAUUGCUUCUGCCGGAGAUAUAUAUUUUCCUAGCUCUAUCUAUGGGUGGUGAUUCUUUAGAAGGUAUUGGUGUUCCAAGUCCUUUGGGCAGUAUUGCUUCUUCAGAAGACAGCUUGUGUUGCAGUUAAACUAGGCACUAGAACAGGACCUCCUUCAUAAGUAGGCAAGGCCUUAUCGUCUUCAUCUUUCGUACUUUCUGAAAUCGUUCCUGUUAAGGUGUCGGGGUUGUCUUCUUUAUAGAUUCCUCCUUCACGGUGCUAUUACCAUUGUCUACGACUCGCACUUCCUUCUUUAUACCAAGCAAAGUUCCAUCUGCAGAUUUGAUAGCCUUGUCUUCAAUUAUGACCUCAAUGUUGCUGUUAAAUGGUGGGUUUUCAUCCGCAGAGGCAGGUUUAUCUGUAAAAUCCGCACCCUUCGUAUUCAACAGCAGUUCUUGGUCUUCAGGAUGAGUAAAAUUCCCGGGAAUAAUCGGUCCCACAUCGACGUCUACAAGUUCAUAAUCCUUCCAGUCUUCAUCAAUUGAUAUGGUGUUCUUGGUUCUCCAGUUGUGCAGAAUCCGAUCUGGACCGGGUUGCCACAGCACAUCUCCUGUGUCCUUUUUCAGUAUAAACUUGUAUUGGAUUGCUAUGCCAGUAGGAACAUUCUAUUCAAAUUUAAAAACCAAUCGAAUUU